GGUUAAACUCGCCUCCUGGAAACGUUGAGUAGUUAAAUGGUCGCGGUCGUCCUGCAGGCGCUUCACGGGGACGCGGACUCGAUUCCCUGCGUGUGGGCAGGCGAGUUAACAAUUACGCCCCCCCCCCGCGGGAGGUUACAGUUUAAAUACCCGCACAGGUAACACAGCCUCACCUGGAGCACAGCGGGGCGGAGGCAGUGGCUGACACGAUGUCCACGGCGUUCCGGGCCAUGUUUUCCCUACUCACACCAAACGAAUCAUCUUUCCAGAAAGUGGAGGAUGUUCCUCCGUAUGUGCAGCAGGCCACUCCUUUCUUUGUAGGGCUGAUAUUUCUGGAGCUGGCGGUGGGCGUGCUGAAGACCGGAACCACGGUGGUCACCAUCAGCGAUGGACUCACCUCCAUAUCAGCUGGGAUGAUCUCCAGACUCCCAUCGGUGUUGAUGAGAGGCUGUGAACUGACUGCUUACAUGUAUGUGUGGGACCGGUUCCACUUGGUGGAGCUGCCCUGGGACUCUGCCUGGACCUGGUGGCUCACAUUCCUGGGAGUGGACUUCUGCUACUACUGGCUCCACCGCUUCGCUCACGAGGUGGCCAUCCUGUGGGCUGCUCACCAGGUUCACCACAGUUCAGAGUACUACAACCUCACCACCGCCCUCAGACAGUCCCUGACCCAGCAGUUUACAUCAUGGAUUUUCUACUUGCCAAUGGCCCUGGCUUUACCUCCAUCAGUCUUUGCUGUUCACAUCCAGUUAAAUCUGCUCUACCAGUUCUGGAUCCACACAGAGCUCAUCCGAGACCUUGGACCUUUGGAGUGGGUUUUCAACACCCCAAAACACCACCGAGUUCAUCACGGGAGGAACCAUUAUUGUAUUGACAAGAACUACGGGGGAAUUCUGAUCAUAUGGGACAGAUUGUUCGGUACUUUUGCUGAAGAGACAGAUAAAGUGGUGUAUGGCCUGGUGUUCCCCAUCAAGACUUUUGAAAUCCUCUAUGUUCAGUUUCACUACUAUUCGUAUUUGUGGAGAAAGUCCAAGACUUACAAAGCGAUCAGCAACAAAUUGUCAACUUUCAUCAAAGGUCCGAGUUGGAAACCUGGUAAAUCUAGGCUUGGGGACCACGUUGACAAUCCCAAGCAGUGUAACGCAAAAACUACUGGAGGGAUUUCCACAAAACUCGGUGGAACAAAGGGAAAUGGGCCAAGAAAGGACCCAUUAAAAGUUACCGGAAAGGAAGUGCCUCAUGAUCCCAGCUGGCCGCUGCCUUUACAAGUUUAUGUGGUCAUACAUUUCCUGCUGGUACUGCAGAUUUACCACGAUUUGUUUGAAAACAAGAUGAUGCUGUCCCAGUUAACCAUUCUGGGGAUGACCAACUACAUUCUGUUGACUCUCACCGCCCUGGGCUUCAUCAUUGACCAGAGACCAACAGCGGCCGUCUUGGAGAUGCUACGCUGUGUUGUCAUGGUGACAUUGCAGAAGUAUGGCUACAUGAAGCCCCUGAUGCCUUUGCUGGCUGUGCCCACAGAGGCCUUUGUCUCCCUCUCUCUGCUGUACUGGGCUGUGCAGAGCUUCUUGCAGCUGCUCAGCAUCAAGAGGAAGACCAACUGAAUGGACACACGGCGACACCGACAGGAAGGCGGGAGAUUUCAUCUUUUUGAGUUGUAAUUGUUGACGUUCUUCCUUCACUCUAUUCUCAAAGUUAAAAAGUGUACAGCCUCAUUUGUUCUGUAUGUGGUUUCCAUCAACUUCCUCCAAGUGAAAUGAAACAAAAUAGUUGUUUCAGCUUGACUUUUUACGUAUAACUGACUAAAGAGUUUUAAAAAAGAGAAUUAAAAUGAGCUAUAGGACAAAGCAAGGUAAUCAUCAGUUGAUCGAUUUAUUCUGAUAGUUGUAUUCUUUUUAUUAGUUGUUUAAAAUUAAACUGUUGUAACAGAAGGGCAACAGUGCAAAGUACUAAUCGAUUAACAUGGUUUAAUAUGAGCCACUGGGAACAGUGUUUUUUUUCCUCAAACUUUAAAUAUACAUAAUAUAGUUUUCCUCUUAUUAAUGUUCACAGCGAUGCCUUUUAAUUUCAAUUUUUGACAAGCAACACCGUACAGUAUAUACUAUUUCACAGCUCAUUGCAAUAAAACAUUUGUAAUUUAGCUUUACCAGUGUCCAUUUCAUGGAUCAUAAAAUCAUAUAGGCCAGAUGGAAUAUUAUAGCAUGGAGGUUAUGCAGCAGCGUGUCGUUAUUGAGAUUAUAGUUCAUCCUGGAGCCUUCAGAUCUUGUGUGGGAGCUGCAAACAGUCCACAGCAGAUGGCGCUGUUAUUCCUUCCAUACCAUUUCGAGACAAUGUUAAUUUAUAUCGACAUCUUGCUGUCGUGAUGCAUUCGGCCCCUCUGACAUGGCAGCAUUUUCUUUUAACAUGUGGCUCUCUGAUAAGUUGGGGCCGUGGGGUGCAAUGUUAGUACAAAUUUGAAUCCCUGUUUCUUUACCUUUGGUAUUUGUACAUUUACUCUAACUUGCAUGAAAGCUCUCCUGAACAAGUGGGUUGGCGACACUGUGUCUAGUCCUUAUUUCAAAGGCACGUAUCUGGCAGUAAACGGGGAUGAAGUAGCACAUUUGUUUUCUGAAGCAAAAUGAUGCAGUAUGGGUGACUGGUUUCCACCAUAGGAUGACCAGUCUGAUGCAGACAUUAGUUCUGACAUUGAUGUCUGGGGACAUUUAUCCUGUUUCCCAAGAGUUUUAUAUGUUAAAUGAGUAGAUUUAUCAGUUCAUGAUGAGUUAACCUGAACCUGUAUUGAUGGAUUGUAUUCACUGAUGUUAUGAUCAAUUUAUAUUUCUGUUUGAGUGACCAUUUUAUGGCCACAGGGGGAAUUGUGGUGUCAAUUUCUCAUAUAAUCAUGUAUUUUACAUAUAUUCUGUUUAAAUUGUGUUUAUGGUAUGUCGGAAAGACUGUUUAGGAGAAGCAAUAAUUAGCUGAGCCUGGAGUAUGGUGAAGUAGCUCUGAACCAGCUGAACAGACUCUGUUUUACUUUUGACUUUGUUCAAUUAAAUAUAACUUGCAGACAAACUUGUUAUAUUUCAAUGAUUUUUGGUUCAUUUCUCGAAGAAAUUAAGAUUUCCACCACACCUAUCAUAAUGUAUUUGUUAGACGUAACGACGUCCACUGAUGAGCUGAGGUCAAGCAAAAGCAAACGAUUGCAUGUAGAAUGAGAACAGAAGAAUCAAAGGUAAAAAAAAUAGCUGACUGUAAUUUGAGGUGGGUUUUUUUACAAGGUGAGAUUAAGUUAAGUGUUUUAUAUGAAAACGAAUAAAAAAAUGUCCAAAAUUUGUUGCAAAUGUUUUAAAACAACAUGUUGACUAAUAAAAAACAGUGCAUCAUG
This is a messenger RNA of Scophthalmus maximus (turbot), 3364 nucleotides long. It is a transcript of the gene agmo, whose product is annotated as alkylglycerol monooxygenase. Gene Ontology annotation, cellular component: endoplasmic reticulum. The record is from RefSeq and is a predicted model, not a curated record. Gene Ontology annotation, molecular function: oxidoreductase activity; iron ion binding. NCBI's taxonomy places the organism in Eukaryota, Metazoa, Chordata, Actinopteri, Pleuronectiformes, Scophthalmidae. The coding region runs from base 210 to 1604 and encodes 464 amino acids. The transcript is spliced from 15 exons. Gene Ontology annotation, biological process: lipid biosynthetic process.